Hyaloscypha bicolor E is the source of this 1377-nucleotide messenger RNA. RefSeq lists its product as uncharacterized. The coding region runs from base 411 to 911 and encodes 166 amino acids. The record is from RefSeq and is a predicted model, not a curated record. Lineage: Eukaryota; Fungi; Ascomycota; Leotiomycetes; Helotiales; Hyaloscyphaceae. The transcript has 2 exons.
AUUUGAGAACGGCGACGAGACUUGGACUGGUUGUUUUGGCUGCUCAUUGUUUCGAGUGGAAGGCGGUUGUUCCAGGACGGUCUGGGAGAAUGGAGGAUGGCUUCGCAGAGAGGUUGUGAAAGAUCGUUGUUGCAGGGCUGUCUUUGACAAUGUGGAACUCCUCCUCGAAGGGUUGUGGAGGUUGCUUGCAGAGCUUGCUUUCAGGGAAAGUGAGCAGGAAUAAAUAGCUCGAUGCUCGCCGCCCACCGUCGGUACAAUUUCGAAGCGCGGCACUCACUAUUCACUUUCAAAAUUCGAGAGCCAGAUAUCCAAACCGCGCGAGCUGCUCUCCUUCAACACAACAACUCUUGCGACAACUCGAGAACCUGGAUUGUAUCAAGAACCGCAGGAUAAUCGAGAGUUAUCCGAAGAUGCGCCUUCAAGGAGGCAGAGAUCUCCCAGAGAUAGGUCACAACUGUACGAGCAGCGAUUCCCCCAAAGACAAGACAGAGACGACGAUGCCUCCUGCGAAUAAGGCACUAACCGAGUUCACACUGUUCCCUAAGCUGCCGGUGGAGUUGCAGAUCAAGAUUUGGAAAUAUGCGAUUCCUCCACCUCGCCUGGUCCGAGUCAAUGUUCGAAGGAGAUUCCCAUUUAGCCUGGGUUUGGUUUGCUUCAGCACAAACACACCUGUUCCUGGUUUACUCGGAGCCUGCAAGACCUCGAGAGAGACGAUUCUGAAGGUGUACACGACAUGCAUCAAAUCCAGAAACAGGAUGAUUCGGAUGGAUGGUGAUAAAGAUGUCCUUGUGCUCUUCAGUUCCUCCGAUAGCUUUUCACGAGAGCCGUUUCGCUUCCAGCCACUUCCGUGGAUUCUUGAUCGAGCAAUGCUUUCAAGCCAUGUCGCCAUGUCGCCAUGUUCUCGGGUGUGAAAUCCAUGGCAACGCCCAAUUACGUCUUCACUGACCGCUCGCCCAGCGACCAGUGGUGGCUGCUUUCGCAAUUCCAAGCUCUUGAGCGCUUUUUCCCUCUGGAAGGGUGCAAAUAUCAAAAUUUGAGCAGAAAGAAAGAUGGGACCUUUCUUGCAAUACCGGGAGAACACUGGGCCAGACUUGGUCUGGAGAUUUCAGCAGAAUGGCAGGCUAGUAACUUGGGUUCCAAUUAUCUGAGCAAAAUACGCCAGCCAACUCUCGACAUCUUAGAACACGUUGGUAGCAAGAUCGAUGUCGUUCCGGCCUAUGUCGAGAUCAAUCGAAUCUAAAGAAGCAAUGAAGGUCGGCCGGAAAGGAUGCCGUCUGUGUUUGGCCAAUCGACAGCCAUGCACUGGGACAAUGUAGGAUGGACGGCAAAGGACGGAUGAUCAUGAGCGUCGGUCUUGGAUUGGCAUUCGGAUGGGGA